Molecule: messenger RNA, 2060 nt
Organism: Danio aesculapii
Lineage: Eukaryota; Metazoa; Chordata; Actinopteri; Cypriniformes; Danionidae
Exons: 2
Coding region: 69-2060 (663 amino acids)
Molecular function (GO): GTP binding
Source: RefSeq, a predicted model, not a curated record
UGAUAGGUAGUACAAUUUAAACUUUGACCAGGGGAAACUCAUCGUUUGCAUGAUGUAUUCAUAAUAGAAUGUACUUUUUUUCCCUUAAACCAGCAGAGAAUAAUGAUCAGAAAAGGAUAGCUAGGCUGUGCCAUGGUGUUGAGGAAAAUCCAAGAAAGUCAAGAGAAAAAACAAACAGCAAAACUAUGAAGAAAGGCCAAAGCAGCGGAAAGUCCUUUAGCGUUGCCCAUGAAAUAAAGAACAACUGGAGCAGUAAAAUAGAAGAUCGCAACAAUGAAAACCUGCCCACUUUUGAACUCAUGCUGAAAAAAAAAUUUAAGAACAGUGAUGGAUUCUGCAGAAGAUACAAAUUUGGGAAAAACACCACAAAAGAGAACAAGACUAUUAUGAUGAUCGGAGCCACAGGUGCUGGAAAAACCACCCUCAUUAACAGCAUGAUCAACUACAUUCUGGGAGUGAAAUGGGAAGAUGAUUUCCGGUUUGUGCUGAUAGAUGAAGGACAACAGAAAUCCCAGGCUGAAAGUCAGACAUCAGAGAUCACAGCAUAUCAGAUUAAUCACAUGGAUGGUUUCCGGGUUCCAUAUUCUUUAACCAUUGUGGACACACCAGGCUUUGGAGACACCAGAGGAGUUAAACAAGACCAGAAAAUCACAGCUCAGAUUCAGGAGUUCUUCUCUGCUCGUGGAGGAGUCGACUGCAUUGAUGCGGUGUGUUUUGUAGUUCAGGCUUCACUUGCCCGUCUGACACCCACACAGAAAUAUGUCUUUGACUCAAUUCUCUCCAUAUUUGGAAAAGAUAUUGCUGAAAACAUCAUGGUGAUGGUCACCUUUGCAGAUGGGAAAAAACCUCCAGUUCUCGAGGCCAUCAAAGUCUCUGAAGUUCCUUGUUCUACAGAUGAUUCUGGAAAGCUGAUUCAUUUCAAGUUCAACAAUUCUGCUGUGUUUACCAACAUUAAUAAAUCUGCAGAGGACGAGGACUCUGAUUGUGAAAACUUUGAUAAAAUGUUCUGGAAACUGGGAAUUUCUAGCAUGAACAAAUUCUUCACGUCCCUCAGCAAGACAGAAACCAAAAGCUUAUGUCUGACACGAGAGGUCCUGAAUGAGCGAAAGAAACUUCAGGUGCUUGUGGAAGGCCUACAACCCCAGAUCAAUGCUGGUCUGACAAAACUGGAUGAAAUAAGGAAGACAAGAGCUGCUCUGGAACAAAACAAGGCUCAGAUGGAGGCAAACAAGGAUUUUGAAUAUGAAGUAGAAGUAACUGUACCGAUACAGAUUGAAAACACCACUGGCUACUUCUUGACCAACUGCCAAACGUGUCACGUCACGUGUCAUGAAACAUGUGUAAUUCCAAAUGACAGUGAUAAACAUGAGUGCAUUGCCAUGAAAGAUGGAAAGUGUCAAGUCUGUCCUGGACAGUGUGUCUGGAAUAUUCACUUCAAUCAGAAAUAUAAAUGGAAUUAUGUCAAAGAAAAGAGAAAGGAAACCUACAAGGAUUUGAAAAAGCGAUUUAAAGAAGCUCAUGGAGAGGUCAUGACCAAAGAAAAGAUCUUUGAAAAGCUUGAAAAUGAGCUUCACAUUGUCCAGGAAAUUGUCACUGGACUGAUUGCGAAAUCUCAGAAGUCUUUGGAGCGUCUGCAGGAAAUCGCCCUCAAGCCCAAUCCGCUGUCUACGCCUGACUACAUUGAUCUGAUGAUUGAGUCUGAGAAACAAGAAGCCAAGCCUGGAUUUACAGAUCGCAUUCAGUCUUUAAUGGGGGUCAGGAAGAAUGCAGAGAUCAUCACAUGUGAUCUUGAAAGUGAGGAAGUGGGCCAAGAAAGGACAGGAGAAGAAGAGGAACCAGAACAAGAAAUGCAAGAUGAAAACCAGAGAGAACAGGCAGAGCAAUGUGAGACAGGAGAGACCGAGAGGAGGGAUGUCCAAGAAACGGAGAUAGAGGAACAAACAAAGGAAGACAGAGUAGAGAGUGAGAGAGAGAAAAUAGGAGAAAUGGAGGGACAGAAAGAGGGACUGAAAGAACUAGAUAGGAUGGCCCCAGAUGAAGAGAGAGCUCUGACCGAGUAA